GAAUAGAUGGGACCUGGUGGGCCACACGUAAAAUAUUAGGACCCUAAGGUGACUGCAAUUGCUUCAGCCCCAGCUUAAGGGAAACCAGGGGAGAACCCGGAGGAGGUGAUGAGCUCAGUGUGGCCUCCUGACAGAGCAGUCUGCGGGGAGAUUGACUGCCCAGGAGAGCAGUUAUCCAGCUGGAUGAGGAAAGGAUGGAGACCCAGAAGUCUUGGGUUUUGUAAACACCGCCCUUGUGCAAGUACCUCUUGCAUAAUACUUUGUUUCAUUGUGCUGGUGAGGAAACUAAGACUUAGCAGCAUAAGAUAUACUCAAAUCACACAGGCAGAAGCCGGACCCUGAACUCGGGCGCAGCUUUUCCUUUGCUUUUAAACAUGAACUGUAUUGAAGGCAGCAUUCCUGCACCUGCGUGCUAGCAGCCUGGUGAAUUCAAGCAAGUGCACACUCGGGAACCCAGCGCCUGCACCAAGAGCGAGACCCUCAGACCCUGGAGGCUUCCCGAGGGCUCCCUGCCCCGCUCCGGACAGUGUAGCAUGGUUUUGCCCGUUUCUGUGUGUAGAUGCCUGCGCCCUUGUUUUUAUCGUGUGUCAUCUGAAGCCACCAGGUUAGCACUCUAUGUAUAUGAAUAUCUGCUCCAUGUAGGAGCUCAGAAAUCGGCUCAAACAUUUUUAUCAGAGAUAAGAUGGGAAAAAAACAUCACAUUAGGGGAACCUCCAGGAUUCUUACAUUCUUGGUGGUGCGUGUUCUGGGAUCUCUACUGCGCUGCUCCGGAGAGGCGGGAGACGUGUGAGCACUCGAGUGAAGCCAAGGCCUUCCACGACUACAGUGCGGCCGCAGCUCCCAGCCCCGUGCUGGGAAACAUCCCCCCGGGAGAUGGCAUGCCAGUAGGUCCUGUGCCACCAGGCUUCUUCCAGCCUUUUAUGUCACCUCGGUACCCUGGAGGUCCCCGGCCCCCUCUGAGGAUACCUAAUCAGGCGCUGGGCGGUGUACAGGGCAGUAAGCCUCCAAUUACCCAGAGGCUCAUGUCCUCAUCCCUUGCAGGACACCCGAAUAUGGCUGGGCCGAUGCAGAGAAUGACUCCCCCUCGAGGGAUGGUGCCCUUGGGACCGCAGAACUAUGGAGGUGCAAUGAGACCCCCACUGAAUGCUUUAGGUGGCCCCGGGAUGCCUGGCAUGAACAUGGGUCCAGGUGGUGGCAGACCUUGGCCAAACCCAACGAAUGCCAAUUCAAUACCCUACUCCUCAGCCUCGCCGGGGAAUUACGUGGGUCCACCAGGAGGUGGAGGGCCACCAGGAACACCCAUCAUGCCUAGCCCCGCAGAUUCAACCAACUCUGGAGACAACAUGUAUACUUUAAUGAAUGCAGUGCCUCCUGGACCUAACAGACCUAAUUUUCCAAUGGGCCCUGGAUCGGAUGGUCCCAUGGGAGGACUAGGAGGAAUGGAGUCACAUCACAUGAAUGGCUCUCUAGGCUCAGGAGAUAUGGACAGUAUUUCCAAGAAUUCGCCCAAUAACAUGAGCCUGAGCAAUCAGCCGGGCACCCCGCGGGAUGACAGCGAGAUGGGGGGGAAUUUCUUAAACCCUUUUCAGAGUGAGAGUUACUCCCCGAGCAUGACAAUGAGUGUGUGACGCGUCCCGAGUCCCCUCCUGGACAUGCCGGAGCCGCCCUCCACAGAGCCCUCCGGAAGAACCUUCCUCAUCACCGUGUACAGUGAACAGAUCUCAGUCGCACCACGCCAACCCGUUUAUUUCCUGCUCUCUCCCCUUUUUUGUGAAGAAAGCGGGUCCAAACGCGAUUCAGACCACCACGGAGCGGCACAGUAGAAUUGCCUGAGACCGAACUGCAGAUAACUGUCUGUGUAUGUAUAUGUGUGGGCAGAGGAUGUAUCGUGUGUGCGGCUGUCACGCGGACACGCACGCACGCACGCAUCGACCCACAGGACAUUGUAAAAUAUGACAUGACAUCUUACGUAGAAAUAAGUAGGGACUUUUAUUCCAUUCUUUUUUUCACGUUUACAUUUUAAUUAUUAAAAGUUGCUCCUGCCCCCUCCUUGAACUAUUUUGUGCUGUGUAUAUCACUGCUUUAUAUAAGUUAUUUUUUAAGGUGAACUCAGAUGUUAUGGUUUUGUAAAUGUCUGCAAUCAUGGAUAGGAAUAAAAUCGCUUAUUUGAGAGCUUUCAUUAAAUUGUGUCUGAUGCAAGUCAUCCUGUGAACCCUCAGUGUGCUGUCUCAAGAAACGGGAGAGAGUACAUCUUCGUGCUUACGUUACCACCAGCCCGUUGUCGGUCACCUUCAGGAAAAGGCAGUUCUGUACUUUUUCUCUGAAGACAGAAAGCGCUUCAGUAGAAGUGUGGCUAGGGUUGCACACCGUGUGUCCCUGCAAUAACUGCCCUAAGUGGAGUUCUUGGUUUGUUUGUCUUAGAUGAUACGGAAAUCACCAAUUAGUUCAAAUGACUCAGACCACAGCAAUAAAGUGACAGGGGUCGUCAUGUUUUUAACAGUGUGUUUUCUCUUUAACAUGUUAAGCCCAGAGGUGAUAGCAAAACCAUUGGCUUGAAUUUGUGGCUCUUUACCAGGCCUGCUCAAGGUAGAUGUUUCAUGACGCGCCGUUGUGAAACGGUAUCAGACUUUGGCUCAGGCUCCCAGUGGAUGCAGGCACACAGAUGCUGCCAGCGGACACUGCAAAAGAGGCGAGCCUCUCAGCACAAGGGGAGAAAGAGUUACUGGGACACCGAAGGGCAGCAGGAUGCUGCCGCUUCUACCCCAAGAUCCUGCUGGCAAGAGAAGCCCUGUCCCUUCUGUGUCUCUUCUCCCUGGCAGCCAGCGCUAGCUUGUAUUUCAAAGCAAAUGCCAGUAGUAACUUACCUUCUUCCAACCACUGAGUUCAGUGAGAUUGUGUGCUGACAGUUUAGAAAGAGUGAAGAAAUGCUAAAAAAAAAAAAAAAAAAAAAAAAUUAAUCCCUUAACAAAGCACCUGGCUCUACACUUCCCAGAUCUCUGGGUUGUGUUUAAUUAUACACGCAAACACCAAAGUCAUAGUAAAAAAUGUGAAGACCCAAUCCAAGACUCUGAAAGAUAACUUGGUGACCCUUUGUGUUUCAGUCACGACACAGCCAAACUCCAGAGACCUUCCAAAGCGUGGCUCAGUCUCACAUAAGGGAAUCUUCUCUUUCCGGGGGCUCCUGGUCUCUUAAGUGGAAAGGCAGCCGUGUACUUACCAGUGUGGUCCCAUACGGCUUAUCUCCCUUGAAUCCAUAGUAAUUUAUCCCUCCUGCAAAGUACAGAUUUCACCUGUACAUGACAGAAAUGCCACACAGAGGGGAAAAAAGAGUCGAGAUCAAAUUUAUGUUGCACAUUAAAACUGUGAAGAAAGGAGUUGAAGCUAGUAGCACGUGUGUCAGGCGCCAGAGGCCUGGUGUGGAGGAUUCAGACCACGAGGUCUUUACCUCCAGCCACUACAGGUUACACUUUGUGCAGACACCUGACUUACCAAGACCACCUGCACCCACUGCUUUUUGUGACAGAGCUACAAAAAUAGUUCUCUGAUUAUGCAUAACCUUGUAAUGCUAGCAUUUUAGACAUUUUGUUAGAUCUCCUGCAUUGUUGCUGAUCUUGAAUUUCCUUUAUUUGCCUUCUGAGAAGAUACUGUUUCUUAUCACAAAGAAUUACGGGCUGGCUUUUACUUGUUCUUAUUUUGGGGGUAAACCUAGAACACGAAUGGUACAAGGGGCCCCAUUAUUUCUAACAUCUAAAAGGUAAAAUUGGUGUGUUUGUGUUUAACGUAUAGCAAUCAGUUCAUCAUAAGUAAUUAUUUCUUUUUGAUUCUGGGAACGCAGAUUUAAAACAGCUAUUUCAGAUUUUUUAAAUUUUCCUGAAAUAGUUGAAAAAUUAUUUUUGAGGGAAAAUUAUAUUCAAGAAGACUAGAAUAUGGAAGUGCUUACUUUUUAUAUACUGAGUAUUUGCAUUAAUUUUUACUUAGGUUUUGGAUCAUUUAGCCUCACUAUUUUUUCUUUGGAUCAGAACAUUUAGCCUGUUUUUCUUACGUUUCCCUUCUCUAUUUGUGUUGCUCUCGAUAUGUAAUGCCUACUGCUAGGAUUAUUUUUACACAUCUCACCUCACAUGAUAUCAGCAAUUCUUGCCUACUUUGAACUUGAAAUGCACAUGUAACUUGUAAACACAGCUGAAAAUGUGGCUUUCUUUUACUCCGCUUUGUAUUCUGCAGAAUACUGCAGUUCAAAGCCAUUCUUUCCAAGCUGUGCCUGACUUUUAACCAGCUGCCCCCACCCCGCUGUCCUUGGAGCAGUGGCCGAGGGCACCAUUGACCUGGGGGAGCCACACAGUCUGUGGGAGAAUCAGUGUCCCUGUGGGAAUGUGGCGGCUUGGACUCUGUUGCUGAGGAACUGAGUUUUACAGAACCUGAGGUUAAGAUUUCUCUAUUGCCAGAAGACUCAUAAAUCGACUCUUUUCCCUCAGCUGUGGAAAGUGCCCCAAACACCCCUUUUCUUCCAGGAACAGAAUAGAGAAAACUUCUUCCACUUUGUUUGUAUGAUUCUCUAAAACACCUGAACUCCAUUGCACUGCAUAGGGUCAUUCAGCUGACAGGCUUGCUUCCAUUUAAGAGACAUCAAGUUUCAAUAAGAGCUCUGUCGGGCCACGAGGAAGCCCCACCUGUCGUACCUUUCCUUCAUCUGUUGGCAUCAGAGCUGCUGCCUGGCCAGGGGCCCCGCCGCAGGCUUGGACCCCUGGUGCGGCCUGCUUGGUGCUUCCUGGCCCUCUCCGUGGGCCCUGCCCAGUCCCUCCCUUCUGCGAAGCGAGGUACCAGAGGGAACAUUGUUCCCUUCCCAGCCUCCAUGCCACUCACCCCCACGGAGUGCAUAGAGAACAUCAUAGUUUCCCAGAGGAAGUCAUUACAGUUUUCAGUGUGUGACUGUCAUUGUUAAUUCUAACCAGGACUCCAAACCAUGGCUUCUUGACCUCGGCAUGUAUGAUAGUCUUUUGACACUGGCUUUCCCUCUUUUUAUGUACUAUAAUUCUUUUUCCUUGAAAACACCAUUUGAUGCAAAUAGGCCAUAAAUAGGUAAUGUAAGAAGGUGAAGUCCAGUAUGGACAGAGUUGUCAUGUAUUUUUCAGAAAUAUUAAUCUUUAUGUUUCUUACUCGCCAUGAGGAGCAGGUGUCUGUGUUUGCUUAAAGCAGUGAUACCCACCUCUUAAGCAUUUGUAAGAACCUCCCCUGGUCUGUGAACUCUACCUUGAGAAAUACUGUAAAAGAGUGGUGAAUCCCUGUUAAUUACACUCCAUUUUACACGCUAAAUAUGUGUGUAUGUCUGUGUGCUUGUGUUAGGGGUGGUAGCCGGAAGUUUGCUCACCAAACACUCCCACCCACCAUGAUCCCCAUCAUUCUCUAGCUUAACUUAUAAAUAUUAAACAUAAUUCUUUUUCUUGGCUACUCUGCACCUCCAUGGUAAAGCAGACAGGAGACUCUGGGGAUGGAAAGAGACUGGCCCAGCUCCAACCCUGGCGUCCCCAGACCCAGGGUCAACACCCGUGUCAGCUUGCCCCUGUUGGCCUUCUGAUGGGGAUGCGUAUCUCAAGUCCAGGGUACACAUGCGCAUUUCCUUCUUCGCCAUUUCACUGAUCUUGCCAGGCACAUACAGCAAUUCCAGUUUUUCGAUGCGCACAUUUGUUUAUAAGAAAUAAAUUGGCGUUAUUCAUCUAUUUCACCAAAAGCACCCACUUUGCCAUGAACCAUAACUCAGACUGAAAAGGACAACCUCCAAAUGGAAAAUAUACCUGAGACCUCUUUCAUUCCUUUUUAAAACUAUGUUUUAAAGAGAAACUGUCAGCUGAGUAAGUCUCCUAAGAAUUUCCUCUCUUCCACUUCCCCUGUUAAUGUAAUUGGUUUUCCUCCAUAGAAGAGUAACUUCUGUAAGAAGUUUAAAUGUGAAUAUUUUUGCUGUCUACAUCUUUAAUAAUGAAAUAUAGUGCUCUGUAUAGAUAUUGUAAAUGUUAAAGUGGGACGCAGGGCUUUCACAUACACAGUAACAGUCUGUCUCUUCCCUCUUUGCACAUUUAUUGGUCCUUAUCAGGACACAUGUUGGGCUCAUGUUGACUAUCCUAGUCAUUGAAAUGUUACCACCUGCUCCUAAAUACUUAGCAUUUCAUUUGUAAGAUGAGAUAUGCUGUUAGCAUAAUAUAGACAAGUAUUGAUAGUCUCAGAACAAUGGUAUACAAGAUUUAUUCCCAGUUAACAUUACAGCUUUAUCCCACUUUCCCCUUCACACCAGGUGGCUUCAGUAUCCUCAGAACACAGCACAAUGCGAUGUCAACUAAGUUUUCAUCAUGUCUUGGUAAAGUUGUUCUGUUAAAUGCAGUUAACCGUCUAUUUACUAGAAAACAACAAGUCUAACGGUCUGUCCAGUUUACAAAAUCUGACAGCAAAUCUACUUGCAAUUUUGCAGAAGUAGAACUUCUCUUCAUAUAAAUGGCUGAUUGAAAUGUGUGUUUGACUUUCUACUGGGCUAUACUUCACAGUGCUUUACUUUCCGUCCAUCGAGACAAGGCUUACAGACAAUAUGUGAGGGUGAAAACGUGACAGAACGUGCCGUGGUUUCAAACAUGAAAAAUGGAGAAGUCUUUAUAAAUAGAAUUCUUUACUCGUGAUAACCAUCCGCUUCUUGAAUUGUUUAAUUUAUCUGAUUGUGAUUUUAAGAUGUUAAGAUAUUUUCUUAUUACAUGUGUUAAAUUGUUACCCGUAAUGUCUUCCUGGAAAAAUUAUUUGUAAGAUUUUUAUAAAUGCACAAUUUAUGUAUAAAUAUAAUGGAAUCUGAGGUGACUCAGUAAUUUAUUCUUCAUUCAGUAAUGGCCACCAGCUAUCUGACAUGCUUUGUAAAUUUGCUGCCUGUGUGUGUGUGUAUGUGUGUGUGUGUGUGUGUUCUCACAUGCACAUUGUUACAGUAUCCUCAAAUGGAUUUAUCCUUCAUGUUUUUGUAAAAGUACCAGAACUAUUCAUGUAAUGGGAAAAGUUGCCAUAAAGAUGUACAUAUGCCCCGUUAA
Messenger RNA from Chinchilla lanigera (long-tailed chinchilla), 7052 nucleotides. RefSeq names its product single-stranded DNA binding protein 2 (gene Ssbp2). Gene Ontology annotation, cellular component: nucleus. Bases 534 to 1628 code for a protein of 364 amino acids. NCBI's taxonomy places the organism in Eukaryota, Metazoa, Chordata, Mammalia, Rodentia, Chinchillidae. The record is from RefSeq and is a predicted model, not a curated record. Gene Ontology annotation, biological process: positive regulation of transcription by RNA polymerase II. The transcript has 19 exons. Gene Ontology annotation, molecular function: protein binding; single-stranded DNA binding.